Molecule: messenger RNA, 497 nt
Organism: Prorocentrum cordatum
Lineage: Eukaryota; Dinophyceae; Prorocentrales; Prorocentraceae
Source: the annotation of a GenBank genome assembly
AGCGGCCACUUUCGGGCCUCCUCCCAGCCUCAGCAGCUGGUCGUUCACUGCGCAGUUUUUUUCCCGAUCAAAGUGCAGUUCCGAGCCCCAUCUUGUCUAACGCAGUCUACAUGCUGACUAAGCAGCUCGCGCAGAGCAGGGUCCAGAUGCGGCUGAUGAUGUGUCAGAUCAAGCACAUGGCAAAACGCAACAGGGAUAUGAGGGGUCGGAUGGAGCACCUGCAGCAAGCGGCCGCUGAGGGUAUCCAGAUUGAUAAUCGAAACGCUGCGCGCGGUGAAGCUGCGAUUCAGGUUGCGAACGACGGUUCGGGCUAAGUGGCAGGCCGAGGUGAUCGCAGCCGCUCAGUGGCGUUAGGCCGAGUUCCCUUCUCGUUCCUCAGGCUGCGUGUGCAGCCUUAUGCCGAGCUGCUCAGACUGAUUUUCGGCUUUCAGUUCAUAGCCAGCGUUCGGCGACCAGAAGGACUGACCGAACAGCGAAGGCCUCGAGGAACGCUUCAU